GCGUGCGUGUGCAAUUUUGUACGGCUUGCUAAUCUAAAUAAUGACAGCACCCGAUCGGCAUGCGAUUGGCUCCCUCCAUACCAUCUCCAGUUCUUCUGACGCUAGCUCCCUCGCGGUCUGGAGAACGGGAAAAGGGAGUCCCCACACCUGCGGCACCUGCUGCUGUAUGCUUCUCGGAGCUAUGAGCGCCGCAUGCGAUGGUGGACCGCAUUGCCAGCUUAGCCUACGUAUUUAGAUGCCGUGUGCUCGCUCAUCCUCUUUGAUCCCUCUGCUGCACCCGGGUCCCAUUGUUUGAAGGGCAUUUUUCAUUGUUUGUUUGUCCUUGCAUCCUCUCCCACCGCACACCAAAUCGCAAGACCUCAUCAUGUCGACAGCUCAAGAGCAGAACGAUAUCCGGGGAGGAGAGGCAGAGAAGCAAUUCACCAAUGGCAACUACACCAAUGGUGCGAACGGUGUGAAUGGCGUGAACGGCCACGACCAUGCCAAGCAGAGAAAGCCAUACGACUAUGGCGGCAACCCGCUCUACCACGCGCACACCAACAGCGAUCAGUCAGCGCGUCUCGCCGCCUUCGGUGGUGAGCUGCAGCCAGGUCUCUACAAGAUCGAUCCCAACCGCAAGUUCGCCAACCCAGCUCCACUGGGUCUCUGCGGUUUCGCCCUUACCACAUUCUUGCUCUCGGCCAUCAACCUCGGAACCCGAGGCUUGAGCGAGCCAAACUUGGUCAUCGGUGCUGCCUUCGCAUACGGUGGUCUCGUGCAGCUUCUGGCUGGUAUGUGGGAAAUGGCAGUCGGCAACACAUUCGGUGCUACUGCACUCUCAUCUUACGGAGGUUUCUGGAUUGGCACUGCAAUCAUCCUCACUCCAGGCGGUUUCGAAAUCAUGGAAAGACUCGAAGCCGAGAGCGUUGACCCAUUCAUGAACUCAUUCGGAUUAUACCUCAUGGGCUGGUUCAUCUUUACCUUCCUCCUCUUCCUCUUGACUCUGCGCUCCACGGUAGCCUUCAGCUUCUUGUUCUUCACGCUUAUGCUGGCUUUCCUGAUGCUCGGCAUCGCCUACUUGAACUUCACGACAGAGGGACCAAACAUCCCGUGCCUGCGCGCUGGUGGUGCUUUUGGAAUCAUCGCCGCAUUUGCUGCCUGGUACAAUGCGCUCGCCGGUAUGGCCGAUACCUCGAACUCGUUCUUCCUGCUCCCAGUUGUGCACUUCCCGUGGUCCGAGAAGGGACGCGAGAACCGCAAGAAGGUUGACAACAGCCAGGAGCGCGCUGCUCAACAGGUCUAAGAUUGUGGAUGAUGACAAUGAUACCCAGAGAUGUCCCAUAGAAGGGCAACACAGAACAACAUGCCAUGGCUGUUGGAUGUGACCAUGUAGUAACUGUUUCUAAUAAUGAUUUACGAUCAUCAUUCCCGUCAUGUACCACUCUUUCUGGCUUGCGUACGCACCAGAGUCAGACUUUUCGUGCUCCUCAUGGGACGUGCAAUGAAUGACUGGUCAUCGAGCUGGGUCGAUGCCGCACUAGCCUCGAAUGGUUUGUGCUUCACCAUUUUCAAGAGCUUCCGAAGCGCAACAUC
Messenger RNA from Cercospora beticola, 1572 nucleotides. Its product is annotated as acetate uptake transporter family protein. Lineage: Eukaryota; Fungi; Ascomycota; Dothideomycetes; Mycosphaerellales; Mycosphaerellaceae. The record is from RefSeq and is a predicted model, not a curated record. Gene Ontology annotation, cellular component: plasma membrane. Gene Ontology annotation, molecular function: acetate transmembrane transporter activity.